CGCAUCACCAAAACGUCUUCCCACACCCCGCCCAUCUCUUUGACAGCAUCUUCAGGCGUCUACGCCCUUCUCUCAGAGCUCACCCUCUUUAUCCAGCCCGCGAGAUAGGGUGGACAUGCAGUUCCUAACACGUUCCUUGCCCGACCAUCAUCAGAACACACAGUAUUGUGCCACCCGCAACUCCACGACCAACCCCAUCACCUCCACCAUAUUCCUAAACUCACGAAUCGACCUGCUCGCUGGAGACCGUUCAAGUAACUCUUCGUCCCUGCCGUCGCACAAUUCCGCCGCUCCUCGGAAUGGCGCCGACCGAUCAACCGCACCCGAGCAUUGAAGAGUCACACGCAGCUCCGCAAGCUGUGUCUAGCACCAGCAAAAGACGCGCGCCUCAGCGAAGGCAGAGGGGGAAUCGCGCAAACAAUCCCCGAAGCCCACCUCAUGGUGCUCGCCCGAUCCCGAUUGCUGGAGCGCCAGAUUCCACCAUAACAGAUACAGACAGCGCCCCGCUGUCCGGUGAAGACGUCUCCAUUCCCACUGCCCAACGUCGUUCGAAGAAACACAUUCGAGCGCGGUCCUCAGCAGACCGUGCCGCUCCUGUGACAGAUGUCCCUGAGGGCUCCUCCCUCACUGACACUGAACGGGGAAGCAGUCAUGCCACAAGCCACGCCGUAGCUACACCAUCCCGGACCCAAGCUGCCUACGCCGGCCCUACAUUUCAUGCGUCCCCAGCACCAUCCGCACUCCCUGUGCCCAAGUUCUUGUCCAAAUCGGUCCCAGCCAAGGUUGCGGCAUGUAUACCGGAACCUUUCCUAGGCAACUCAGAGGCCGCGUCCCCUCCUUCGCCGUCUCCUGCUUAUAAUCCUUCGCACCAUCAAGCAGCCAAUCCUACCUUAAGCCUCCUUUUUAAAGCUGACCGAGACGAGAGGGCCCGACAAAACGGACAUGCCCCACUUUCUGGUGCAUUCCUAGACUCCCCCGAGCAAUCUGCAAGCAGAUCGGGAAACCUGCGGUCCAAUCAGGACUCGCAAAUGACGAUGAAUGCCCUGUUCCCUAUUGAAUUGGAUGGAGAGGGCCAAACGCAAUCUCUUUCUCAGUUUUCACAAAAUGCUGGCGCACAUUGCUCCGUCACUACCCCCUCAAGGAUGCCUCAAGGGGCCCGUGCAGUUCCGGCUGCCGACCCUCAGUCCUUCAAGGAUCCCGCAGUUCAGGACCUCUUGAAUAGGCUCUCGCUGUCUGGCCAGGAACCCGUCAAUCCCUCGUCUUCGCACGUUUCUGCUCACGUUCCUUCGGAGCCGUCUUCCCGGCAUCACACCCCAUCCCCCUUUCAAGACCGCAGGUCUCCGAUCCGCAGCGCUUCUGGACCCACUACACCAGCGCCUUCCACGAACGAGCUGCAGUCACCUUUCCACUAUGGCAAUAAGAAUCUCUCACCGCUCUUCAAGGCUGCGAAAGCCGAUGGUUUGAGGCGCAAUUCUGGUUUGCGCACCGAGCUCACCCCAGGUAUCCCUGCUGGUCCCGAGCAAUCUCCAUUCCAAUCUAGGGGUGCGUCACGGCCAAGUAUGGGGUCUACAGCAUCGAACAGCUUUGAUCUCGCUCAACAUCAUAGGCGUCCUAUGCAAGGGCAGCAAAGUGUAGGGGUAUCGAAUGGCCGGAUACCUCAGACGCCUAUUAAGCACGGAUACACUGGGCGGUCCGGUUCGUCCUCGCAAUCUAAUAACCCGCCAAGUACAGCCAGGAGCCCCGCAGCAAUGAACAAGCCGUCCGCCGCCAACCCUUUUAUUCCGUCGUCUGUACGGGCCAGGCAGUUCUCAACACCCCCUAAGGGAACCGGGUCGGAAGCACCAAGAGCAAGUACGCCCAAGGCAAGUGUGAUGGCUGCGCCAUCGACUUCUGCGUCCGAGACAGCUGCGUGGCAGACCGAUGCACAGCAGCACUCGGCAGUUGAUGAGCUGAAGCGGAUGCUCAAGUUGGAUGGCGCCUGAAGGCACGCUACUCGGCAGGUGCGGGUGUUUCUACAUAUUCGUGGUGCUUUGUGCACCCUGCACUAUUUCGUUGUGUCCUCAAUUCAUGGUCUUACUUUCCAUUUCCAGUUUUUGGUUUUUUUGGACUGGUUUCAUCACUGCUAUGGAUAUGGCAAGGUUGAUAAUGGGCGUUUUCCAUGUGCCUCUUCGGAUGCCUUGUCGAAUAUGUAAGGGGAACAUGUCGUUUUGUGUAUUACAGGUGAUUUGUCUUCACCCGGUGGGUCUCUUCUACCUGCUCUUCUCUUCGGCUUACUUGGGUUUAUGAUGCAAGAAGCAUUUAUAGGAGUAUGCGGGAAGGUUAAGAGGGGCGGUCUCUAGACGAGAGGUGCGCUAUGAUGAUAAAAAUCCCAGAAAAAACAUAAAAAGGUUGGACAUGAUGUCCGCUGUUUUGCUCUACUCGGGCAAGACAUAGUUCAUGUCCAAACACUUUGACCUCUUUUGCUACCGGUGAAGUAUCGAG
This is a messenger RNA of Westerdykella ornata, 2481 nucleotides long. RefSeq lists its product as uncharacterized. Bases 300 to 1982 code for a protein of 560 amino acids. The transcript has a single exon. The record is from RefSeq and is a predicted model, not a curated record. NCBI's taxonomy places the organism in Eukaryota, Fungi, Ascomycota, Dothideomycetes, Pleosporales, Sporormiaceae.